This is a messenger RNA of Fusarium musae, 930 nucleotides long. RefSeq lists its product as uncharacterized. Lineage: Eukaryota; Fungi; Ascomycota; Sordariomycetes; Hypocreales; Nectriaceae. The coding region runs from base 1 to 930 and encodes 309 amino acids. Gene Ontology annotation, biological process: transmembrane transport. Gene Ontology annotation, molecular function: transmembrane transporter activity. The transcript is spliced from 5 exons. The record is from RefSeq and is a predicted model, not a curated record.
AUGGCUGAUGGUACUGUCGAGUAUGUUGGCAAGAAUACCGUCGGCGACGAACUCGGCCUCAUGCCUAAUGGCUACUACUUUCAGAGUCCUCAGUUUAUUGAUCCUCUCACUGCGCAGUGUCUAGCAAGUACUUGCGCAUACCUGGGAUGGGUGCUCCCCUCGAAUACUCUAGGCUCAUCUAUGUUCUGGAAACCCCUGAUCACGUCCCGUGUUUUUAAGAACACUGGGUUCGUCGCAGUAGUCACCUGUGCGAUUGUUGCCUCCAUGGCCUACAACUCCUUGACCGCUCUCUGGCCUACAAUUAUCAGCACACUGUACACCGCAUAUUCCAUCAAAGUUGGCUGGCAGAGCUGCGUGAAUGGUGGUGGAGUUGUUCUGGGCCAAGCUAUGUCAGGUCUCGCUAUCGCCUAUGUUCGUCGCCUCAAGAUCCAGUGCAUAUGCGCUGCUGCUCUUGUCAUGACUUUCAUCACGUCAACGUCUUCCAUUUCUCCUGGCCGGUGGGAACCCCAAGAUAUCGGGAUAGCGUCUGGUAUUCUUGGAUCGAUUCUUGUCCUCGGGGGUGCCAUUUCCCAGGCUGUGUAUGUCGCUAUUUUCAGCAACGAGUCCCCGAGGAAGAUUCCCAAGUUUGGUAUUUUCUUGCCCCCUGAGGCCGGUAUCAACAAGGCCAUCGUUGACUCAGUCGGGGAUGCCGUUGUCAAAGCCUACACCAGCCCACUACCUUAUGUCUUCUACGCUACUAUACCGUUCUCAUGCAUCAUGCUUGUCGCCGCUUUCGUGGGUCUAGACAUUAAACAGUUCUUGACGUACAAUGUUGCAAAAUGUCUCCAGGAUAAAAGCUUCCGUAAAUCCUCUACCGGUGCCAACGAAGUUGAGGUUCAGGCCAUGAAUGAAUGUCAUCCAGAUGAGGCUAGAGUGGCUUCAUAUGUGUAG